This is a messenger RNA of Hypomesus transpacificus, 626 nucleotides long. RefSeq names its product gamma-crystallin M3-like. Gene Ontology annotation, molecular function: structural constituent of eye lens. The record is from RefSeq and is a predicted model, not a curated record. NCBI's taxonomy places the organism in Eukaryota, Metazoa, Chordata, Actinopteri, Osmeriformes, Osmeridae. Bases 37 to 567 code for a protein of 176 amino acids. The transcript is spliced from 3 exons. Gene Ontology annotation, biological process: lens development in camera-type eye; visual perception.
UACAGAAUCUAUUGCAUUGUUCAAUUCACUUUAACCAUGCAAGGAAAGAUCAUCUUCUACGAGGACAAGAACUUCCAGGGUCGCUCCUAUGAGACCAGCAGCGACUGCCCUGACAUGUCCUCCUACCUGAGUCGCUGCCACUCCUGCAGGGUGGAGAGUGGUUCCUUCAUGGUCUACGACCGCCCCAACUACAUGGGAAACCAGUACUUUGUGAGGAGGGGAAAGUACUCUGACUACAUGCGUACGAUGGGAUUCCACGACUGCAUCAGAUCCAGCCGUACCAUCCCAAUGCAUCAGGGAUCCUACAGGAUGAGGAUCUAUGAAAAGGAGAACUUUGGAGGCCAGAUGGCAGAGCUGAUGGACGACUGUGGCUCCAUUCAAGACCAUUACCGUAUGCAGGACUGUCAGUCCUGCAACGUGAUAGAUGGUCACUGGCUGAUGUACGGGCAGCCCCACUACAGAGGCAAGAUGAUGUACCUGAGGCCUGGAGAGUACAGGAACCUCAAGGAGAUAGGAUACAGUGGAUUAAGGUUCAGCUCCAUCAGAAGAAUCACAGAUGCCUGCUAAAUCCGAAGGCUCAAUUGAUUUUUGUUAAUAAAAAAAAUGUACCACUUUUUUUCUUAUUC